Talaromyces amestolkiae is the source of this 552-nucleotide messenger RNA. RefSeq lists its product as uncharacterized. Bases 1 to 552 code for a protein of 183 amino acids. Gene Ontology annotation, biological process: nuclear-transcribed mRNA catabolic process, RNase MRP-dependent; intronic box C/D snoRNA processing; tRNA processing. Gene Ontology annotation, molecular function: ribonuclease MRP activity. NCBI's taxonomy places the organism in Eukaryota, Fungi, Ascomycota, Eurotiomycetes, Eurotiales, Trichocomaceae. Gene Ontology annotation, cellular component: nucleolar ribonuclease P complex; ribonuclease MRP complex. The transcript has 2 exons. The record is from RefSeq and is a predicted model, not a curated record.
AUGGCCAGCCAAGAAGAUGUAGCAAUGACCACCGAACCCGCACCCAAACCUGCCACCAAUACCACCGCCACCAAAUCCACACAACAGCAACAGCGCCUCACAUCCCGCAAUCCGCAAUGGGCCUAUUUCAAGCUCCAAUUAAUUCCACAUUCGCAUCACACCAUCAAGAACUUUUCCAUCGACGCACUCACGGCACGCUCAUACCUCAUUUCUGCGCUGUCGCAGUUCCUGGGGUUGAUGGGGACGACUAUUGGAGUUGAUAUACUCAAGAUUGAGAAUCCAUCUUCUCCACUACCAGAACAGAAAGGAAUGAAAAUAGGGGCUGAUGUUCCGAAUGUCUGGAUUCGUGUACCCCGCGACGACGGGGCUGCUGUCCUCGCGGCGUUGAGUUCGUGGGCUGGAUCUUUGUCUUCUUCUUCCGGCUCUGUUGGGGCUGGAGCUGGAGAAUCGGAAGGUGUUGAAGAGGGUAGUGUUGCGUGGCGGGUAUGCGCAAAAGGGAAUUAUCUAAGUGCGAUUGUGCAUGGGUCUGGGGACGGGGUUUUCGCUCCGUGA